UUAGGGCUCCUCCCUGGAACCCUAAAAAACAGGGAUCUUUUUCUCUUCGUGUUUUCCGCCAUGGCAUUGGGACUCGUUGCUCGGGCGGCGCUCCUCGUUUCUACUCUGGGUGCGCUGGCUUUCAUCCUGGGGAUCAUGGCCGAGAACAAGAAGCCCGAAAGCGUGGCAAGCACGACAGUGAACGGCAUCACGAUCUGCCAUUACCCUAGCGAUGCGAGCAUCUCGCUGGGAGCCGCGGCAGUGGCGGUGCUCUUCGUCACGACCUGCGUAGCUCUCGUUGCCUUGUUCUUUCCCUACGACGGGAAGCACAUUCCUCACGGUGUUCUCUGGAAGAACGCCGCGUUUACAACAUUCUUCGUGCUCAGCCUAGCUGUCUAUCUCACGGCCGAGGGGCUCCUGCUGUGGACUACGAUCAGCGAGAGCAUGCAUCACAAGCAAAACAAGCACUAUCACUUGGCAGCCGACGGGUGCCCGACGGCAAAGACUGGCCUUUUCGGUGGAGCGGCGUUUUUGGCUCUGGACAGCACCCUCUUCUGGCUCAUUUGUCUCAUGCUCCUGGGAAACGCUCGCGAGGAUCACUUCGGGAUGGAGGAUGAGGCCUCCAUGAAGGGAAUCUACGCGGAAAUCCCUCACGACUCCACCGUCAUCCCUCCCGCGAACAAGGUCUGAUCUGAAACAGCGAAGUUUUACCCUGGCCUCCCGCAAGUAUCUUCCCUCCUGAAAGUAGGCCAGUUAUGGAAUAUACAACCAUUGACAGACUGCUUACCAUUC
Selaginella moellendorffii is the source of this 771-nucleotide messenger RNA. RefSeq lists its product as uncharacterized. The coding region runs from base 61 to 669 and encodes 202 amino acids. The record is from RefSeq and is a predicted model, not a curated record. The transcript has 3 exons. NCBI's taxonomy places the organism in Eukaryota, Viridiplantae, Streptophyta, Lycopodiopsida, Selaginellales, Selaginellaceae.